AUGUCUCCAAGUCUCGCGGAGGAACUCUCAUCCACACCCAAAAUCGUCCAAAAUUGGAUUGACGGUGCGCCUGUCUCUGCUGCAGCGUCUACCAGCAGCUUGGAAGAAGUUACCUGUCCAGCAACGGGGAAAAUUAUUGCUAUGGUACCUGUCUCGAGCGUUGACGAUGUGAAUCAAGCUGUAUCAGCUGCAAAGAAGGCAUUCGUGUCAUGGAGUGCAAGAACUGUCAAAGAUCGAGUACAGAUUCUGAUGCGUUAUCACCAGCUGGUCAUCAAGCACGCUGAUGAGCUGGCCGAUCUGAUUGUAUUGGAGCAUGGAAAGAACAAGCUUGAAGCUUUACAGGAACUUUCAAAGGCCAACGAGACUGUCGAAUACAGUAUAUCUCUUCCUCAGCUUAUGCAAGGAAAGAUCUUGGAAGUUUCGCGAGGUGUCUUUUGUGAAGAUAGAAGGUCUCCGUUGGGCGUCGUCGUGUCAAUCGUACCAUUCAACUUUCCUGCGAUGGUGCCUCAUUGGACUAUGCCUAUUGCAAUCGCAACAGGCAACACAUUUAUCUUGAAGACAAGUGAAAAGGUCCCACUCACCAUGUGUAGAUGUGCAGAGCUUUUGAAGGAAGCUGGUUUGCCAGAUGGUGUUUUCAACGUUGUUCAUGGAACAGCUGAAACCGUCACAGCAUUGAUUGACCACAAAGAUGUGGUUGGAGUCACCUUUGUUGGAUCAACUCCCGUCGCUGAAAUCGUCGCAAAGCGAGCUCGUGCCUUAAACAAACGUGUACUCGCUCUCGGUGGCGCAAAGAAUCAUCUUGUUGCUGCUCCUGAUUGCAACAUUGAAAUGACUUCGUCGGAUGUCGUCGCAAGCUAUACAGGAUGCACCGGUCAACGAUGCAUGGCUGCCUCAGUCCUACUAACAUUGGGACCAGCACAACCCCUACUAGACAAGAUCAUUGAAAAGUCGAAAGCCAUCCAACCUGGCCAAACAAAUGGAAAACUCGGUCCCGUCAUUGACAAGAUUUCACAAGCAAAGAUCCUGAAAUAUAUAAAUGAAGCUGAAGCUGGAGGAGCAAAGAUCGUGCUGGAUGGACGUGGUUGGAGUACAUCACAACAGGAAGGAAACUGGGUUGGACCAACAAUAGUAAUUCACUCCAGCAAGGCUGACCGUCUAUUGCAUGAAGAGGCGUUUGGUCCAGUCCUCUCGAUAUAUCAAUGUGAAUCAAAGGAAGAAGCCAUUGAAAUUGAGAAUGGCAAUCCAUAUGGCAACGCCGCAUGUAUUUAUACCGAAAAUGGAGGUGUGGCUAGCUGGUUUAAUGCUCACUUCUCAGCCGGAAUGUUGGGUGUGAACAUUGGCGUACCUGUUCCUCGAGAACCAUUCUCCUUUGGUGGUUGGAAUCGCAGUAAGUUUGGAGACAUGGACAUCACUGGUGAUGGUGGAAUUGAGUUCUUUACAAAUCGAAAGAAGGUCACCACUAAAUGGGCUCCUCCACCUGAAGCCUCUUGGAUGUCAUAA
This is a messenger RNA of Synchytrium microbalum, 1500 nucleotides long. RefSeq lists its product as uncharacterized. Gene Ontology annotation, biological process: L-valine catabolic process; thymine catabolic process. The coding region runs from base 1 to 1500 and encodes 499 amino acids. Gene Ontology annotation, molecular function: methylmalonate-semialdehyde dehydrogenase (acylating, NAD+) activity; malonate-semialdehyde dehydrogenase (acetylating, [NAD(P)+]) activity. Lineage: Eukaryota; Fungi; Chytridiomycota; Chytridiomycetes; Synchytriales; Synchytriaceae. The transcript has 11 exons. The record is from RefSeq and is a predicted model, not a curated record.